Molecule: messenger RNA, 999 nt
Organism: Liolophura sinensis
Lineage: Eukaryota; Metazoa; Mollusca; Polyplacophora; Chitonida; Chitonidae
Product: ras-related protein Rab-11B
Exons: 6
Coding region: 225-875 (216 amino acids)
Molecular function (GO): GTPase activity; GTP binding
Source: RefSeq, a predicted model, not a curated record
GGGGCGUAAAGGCCGCCAUUUUGCCUGUUAUUGGUUUGUUUUGAUACGGCUUUAUCGGUCAACAUCAUCUUUAAUUUUGACCAAGUCGUCAAGUAAACAAGUUAUUUGAAAUUUCCAAUCAGCUCUCUUGCUAUUGGGGCCUAUAUUUGUCGCAGAACUUUGUUGGUUUCGAAGAAAAGGGCAGUUUGUCUGCGGUACCCUCCCUGUGAUAUCUACCUUUCAAAAUGGGUACCAAAGAUGACGAAUACGAUUACCUCUUCAAAGUUGUCCUGAUUGGUGAUUCAGGAGUGGGGAAGAGUAACCUGCUGUCUCGAUUCACACGUAAUGAGUUUAACUUAGAAAGCAAAAGUACAAUUGGAGUAGAAUUUGCCACAAGGAGUAUUCAGGUUGAUGGGAAGACGAUAAAAGCUCAGAUCUGGGACACGGCCGGCCAGGAGAGGUAUAGGGCCAUCACUAGUGCAUAUUACCGAGGAGCUGUAGGAGCGUUACUAGUGUACGAUAUAGCCAAACAUUUAACGUAUGAGAAUGUGGAGCGAUGGUUGAAGGAGCUGAGAGACCACGCAGAUAACAAUAUCGUCAUCAUGUUAGUAGGAAACAAGAGCGACUUGCGCCACUUGAGAGCAGUUCCCACAGACGAGGCGCGUGCAUUCGCAGAAAAGAAUAAUUUAUCAUUUAUAGAGACAUCGGCCUUAGAUUCUACGAAUGUAGAAACUGCCUUCCAAAACAUACUAACAGAAAUCUACAAGAUAGUGUCUCAGCGACAGAUUCGGGAGAGCCCAGACAAUGAGAACUCUCCCAGUAACAAUGUCCAGACCAUCACUGUGGCACCUACAGACACCUCCGCAGGGGCCAAGAAACAGUGCUGUAAUAUAUAAGCCAGGGCGGGGACGCGCCUAACCAUCCGUCGGCGGUUUCCACGGCAACCAAAACACAAACUAAAGCUGGGGGGCAGAAGAGAGAGAGAGAGAAAGAAAAAAAGAAAACAAACGAUUAUAAAAG